Messenger RNA from Benincasa hispida (wax gourd), 2694 nucleotides. It is a transcript of the gene ABF3, whose product is annotated as abscisic acid responsive elements-binding factor 3. Gene Ontology annotation, molecular function: DNA-binding transcription factor activity. The record is from RefSeq and is a predicted model, not a curated record. NCBI's taxonomy places the organism in Eukaryota, Viridiplantae, Streptophyta, Magnoliopsida, Cucurbitales, Cucurbitaceae. Gene Ontology annotation, cellular component: nucleus. Gene Ontology annotation, biological process: positive regulation of DNA-templated transcription.
UUUUUGUUGCUGUGUUUUGCUUUGUUUCUUACUGCUUAAAAAUGGCUGUUUUUUCCCCCUUUUUUGUUCUUUGAUUUCUUUUUUCUCGUGUUCUGUAAUGGGGUUCUCUGUUUUUGUGUUUUAUUUAUGUUAAAAUGUUGGUUUGAGCUUGCAGAUGUUUGGAUAUUCAAAUCCUUAAAUGGGUCUUUGAAUUUGGAAGAUUGAAAUGAAAUUGGAGUCUUAGGUUUGAAUUGAUCUGCAAUAAUACUUUUUUAUGGAUUUGAUCUGAUUAUUGAUCUUGUUUUGAGGUUUUGAUUUGAACUUGUUUGUUUGGUAUCUGUUUGAAGCUUGUGUUUGUAGAUAAAGAAAAAGGGUCAGUUUUGAAAGUAGUGAUCUUUUGAUUAUUUUAUUUACUGCCUGUUUUGGGUAUAUAGAGCUUGGAAUGAAUGAUCCAAAUGUUUUAGAUUUAAUCUCAUCACUUUACUGAAUUGGUUGGAAUCAAAGUCUUUGAUUACACUGCUGCUUGCUGCCUGAUGGUGAAAGUUUUUAGUAGUAUCAGUUUCUUGUUUCUCCAAUUAUUUGGUUUUGAUGUGGGCUCUGUGGGCUUGUACUCACUAUGCUGAAUUGAAUUGGAUGGCUUGAAAGUUCGUCUUGCAUAACAGUUUUCAAGACAUUUCAUAUUGAACUGCGAUAAAAUUAUUUGUAAAAGUCAGGACUAUGGUGAACUGGAAAGGGCGUGAUUUUUAAAGGGAUAAACUCUACUGACCAUUUAGAAUGACUUUUUAAGUACUUAAAAAAGUGUUUUUAAGCUUUUUAAAAAAACCAAGUUACGUGUAAGAACAAACUCACUUUUAAGCAGUACCCAAAUAUGUUAUCACUAGUUUUAUUUUUCCUGUCAAGUUAUAUUCAGAGUUCAUUUUCCUCCUGGAAAACCUCUUGAAGGGGAACUUUAUUUCCAAGUUUAUGUGUUAGUCUCUUAUGUGUAUGGAAAUCAUAAUAAUUGAAGGGCAGUGUUUAUCGGCUAUUUAACACAUAAUUCAGAGACAAUCCAUGAAAAAUCUUUAUCUUUUAUUCCACUGACAAGUCUUCCUUCAUUCAGUGGUAAGAAAACUGAGACAGACCAAGACAAAAAAGGAACAUACUCGACCUAUUUCAAGAGAAAGACGGGUUUUCCAGACAGUUGCCAUUUCCACACGAGUUGAACUCUCAAAUGAAUUUCAGAAACUUUGAGGAUAUGCCACCAGGAGAAGGCACUAUGGCUAAGGCACAAGGAAAUUUCACAUUAACCAGACAACCUUCCAUAUACUCUUUAACUUUUGAUGAAUUUCAGAACACUUGGAAUGGACUUGGAAAGGAUGUCGGUUCAAUGAAUAUGGAUGAACUUCUAAAAAACAUAUGGACUGCUGAAGAGUCUCAGGCAGUAACAUCUGCAGGUGCUGCUGCAGGCGGAGCUGGAAUGACCAAUGGUGGGAACUUGCAGAGGCAAAGUUCAUUAACUUUACCCCAGACCAUUAGUCAGAAAACGGUUGAUGAAGUUUGGAAAGACUUAAGUAAAGAGAAUACCAGUGUUAAAGAGGGAAGUGGAAUCGAGGCAAUGCCUCGACGACAACCAACAUUAGGGGAAGUGACUUUGGAGGAAUUUUUAGCUAAAGCGGGAGUGGUAAGAGAAGAACCUCCACAUAUCGAAGAGAGGCCAUUUAACUGUGGAUUUUAUGGUGGAUUAUCAAGAGAAGACCACAAUGCUGGUUUGGCUCUUGGGAUGUUCAUGGGAAAUCAGAUAGCUGAGAACAAAAAUAUGGUUUCUAAUCAGAAUCAAAAUGCAGUGUUUUUAGGGACGGGAGUUGUAAGGUCUUCUCAGCAGCAGCAGCAGCAACAGCAGCCACUUUUUCCCAAACCAGCUAAUGUGACUUUUGCUUCGUCAAUGAAUUUAGUGAACAAUCCCCAGCUUACCAAUGGAUCUGGGACUAAUUUGGUUGUGGCCCCAAAACCUCCUUUACAUGAUGCUUUAAUUCAAGGCAGUGGCAUCGGUGCGAUCGGUUUAGGCACGAGAGGUGUAACCGUUGCUUCAAGAUCUCCUACAAGUACAAUAUCAUCUGAUGCGAUUACAAAAAACAGCAUAGAGACGUCUUCAUUUUCACCCGUUCCAUUUUCAUUUGGCCGGGGAAGGCGAAGCAGUGGAGCUCUAGAGAAAGUGGUUGAGAGGAGGCAGCGAAGAAUGAUAAAGAACAGAGAGUCAGCCGCAAGAUCACGGGCUCGUAAACAGGCUUACACCUUGGAACUUGAAGCAGAAGUUGCAAAACUCAAAGAAAUGAACCAAGAGUUGCAGAAGAAACAGAGAGAGAUAAUGGAAACGCAGAAAAAUCAGGUUUUGGAGAAGAUGAAAUAUCAGUUGGGUGGCAAAAGACUCUGCUUAAGAAGAACACUGACUGGCCCUUGGUAGAGGUACCAUGAUGAGUAGUCAAAUUUAGAUAUAGUUUCUGCAACAUGCACAAAAGCAGUGUGUAAAAGGCUUAGAUUGUGCGUUUCUAAUCUGAUUGCAAGCUUAGAGAUAGGUUGGUUGCUGUAAAUAUUGAAGUUCGAGUACCGGUAUGUAGAUAGCUUACAGAAAGCAGAGUUGAGCUAUAUGCUGUAUAAAUGAUCCUUUUGUAUUCUAAUGGUUGUUUGCUUGGACUUUGAACCUCUUAUCAUAAAGAUGGUUUUUUAUAGUUGGCAUAA